AUGUCCUCCUACGCCAAGGAGCUCGAGGUCGCCCAGCUGGCCGUCCAGCGCGCCGCCAUCCUCACCAAGCGCGUCUUCCACGAGAAGGCCAAGGGCACCGUCAGCAAGGACGACAAGUCUCCCGUCACCAUCGGCGACUUCGGUGCCCAGGCCCUCAUCAUCAGCGCCCUCAAGGCCAACUUCCCCGAGGACGAGAUUGUCGCUGAGGAGGAGGCCGCGCAGCUGAAGGAGGACAGCAACCUGCGACAGACCAUCUGGGAGCUGGUCAAGACUACUUCGCUCGAGGAUGAGGCGGCCGAGAAGGUGCUCGGCGGCGCCAUCAAGAGCGAGGAUGACCUGCUUACCAUGAUCGACUACGGCAACAGCAAGGGCGGUGCCAAGGGCCGGAUAUGGGCUAUCGACCCCAUCGAUGGUACUAAGGGUUUCUUGCGUGGUGGCCAGUAUGCCGUGUGCUUGGCAUUGAUGGUGGACGGGGAUGUCAAGGUCGGAGUUUUGGGAUGCCCGAACCUCCCGGUAGACGAUGCCGCGCCGCUGACCGCAGGCCAGGAGUCAGGCCAGACCGACGAGGGUAUGGGUUGCCUGUUCUCCGGUGUGUUGAGCGAGGGUGCCACUAGCCGUCCGUUGACCACGGGCGCGCUGUCUAAGGAGAAGAGCAUCUCCAUGAAGGCUAUCAAGGACAUUGCUGCCGCUACUUUCUGCGAGAGUGUAGAGGCUGGCCACUCGGCACACGGAGACCAGGCCGAGAUUGCGAAGAAGCUUGGCAUCACCAACCCGAGUGUGAGAAUGGAUUCGCAAGCCAAGUACGCCUCGAUUGCCCGUGGUGCUGGAGACAUCUACCUGCGGUUGCCCGUCUCGGCUACCUAUCAGGAGAAGAUUUGGGACCAUGCGGCCGGCGACCUCAUCGUCCGCGAAGCUGGUGGUGUCGUCACAGACAUCAAGGGCAACAGACUAGACUUCACUGUUGGGAGGACACUCGCGAACAACAAGGGUGUGGUUGCCGCACCGGCAGCUGCCCAUCCUAAAGUUCUCGAGGUCGUCAAGGAGGUUCUCGGACAGAAAUGA
Molecule: messenger RNA, 1062 nt
Organism: Anthostomella pinea
Lineage: Eukaryota; Fungi; Ascomycota; Sordariomycetes; Xylariales; Xylariaceae
Source: the annotation of a GenBank genome assembly